GUCAAAUUGCUAUUCGAUAUAAAAAUAUCACAAUUGAAAAACAAAUCAAAGAAGAAAUUCGAAAGAUCAAUCAUGUCAGGAGGCAUAACGCUAGGUCGCCUCACUGAGGAGAGAAAGGCAUGGCGCAAGAAUCACCCACAUGGCUUUGUGGCGCGGCCUGAGACGAGUUCGGAUGGUACGGUUAAUUUGAUGGUGUGGCAUUGCUUAAUCCCUGGUAAAGCAAACACGGAUUGGGAGGGCGGCUUUUAUCCACUCACGAUGCAUUUCAGCGAAGACUAUCCUAGCAAACCGCCCAAGUGCAAGUUCCCUCCGAAUUUCUUCCACCCUAAUAUAUACCCGUCCGGGACAGUAUGUUUGUCAAUCCUCAGUGAGGACAGUGGUUGGAGACCUGCCAUCUCGGUGAAGCAAGUUCUAAUUGGCAUUCAGGACUUACUAGACCAGCCUAAUCCAAGCGAUCCUGCUCAAACCGAUGGCUAUCACCUUUUCAUGCAGCAACCUGAAGAGUACAGGAGUCGGGUUCGCCAACAGGCCAAGCAGUAUCCGUCUCCCGUCUAGGGUUAGAUUUCUCGUUGAUUGUUUUGCAAGAACAAAUACUCUUCUACAGGAAGCAAGAACCAAAUAUCUUUAAUUUCUUUUUCUUAAUGAAAAUUUUCAGUAUUUUUACAUUCAA
Molecule: messenger RNA, 670 nt
Organism: Salvia splendens (bonfire salvia)
Lineage: Eukaryota; Viridiplantae; Streptophyta; Magnoliopsida; Lamiales; Lamiaceae
Product: SUMO-conjugating enzyme SCE1
Exons: 5
Coding region: 73-555 (160 amino acids)
Source: RefSeq, a predicted model, not a curated record